AAAUCCCAACAGAGAGACACAGUAGCUCACUCUUUGGCUCUGAACUGAAACAAGAUGGCUCUCCUCCAGGCACAGACAUCCCCCCGUAUCCAUAGCCAUAGCUUCAGCUUCAAAACCCACAGCCACUCUCCGGUGCUCUUAUCACUCCAAGCCCCACCACCUGUUUCUUUCACUUUCGUGAAAACCCAUCACCAAAACCCACUCUUCUCUAAUAACUCGCCGUCUUCACUCUCAACAACGCCAAGAAAGGUGCUUUGCAGACCCCCUCAUGGUAAACAUGUCAGACAAGACUAUCUUGUGGAAAAGAUGUCAGCUCAGGAGGUCCAAGAACUGGUCAAAGGAGACAGAAAUGUACCCCUCGUUGUUGAUUUCUUUGCUACUUGGUGUGGACCCUGUAUCUUGAUGGCUCAAGAACUUGAAAUGCUUGCUGUGGAGUAUGAGAGCAAUGUAAAAAUCAUUAAGGUUGAUACUGAUGAUGAGUAUGAAUUUGCACGUGCCAUGCAGGUACGAGGAUUGCCGACAUUACUCUUUAUUAGUCCAGACUCCAGUAAAGAUGCCAUCCGGACUGAAGGGCUCAUCCCAUUACAGAUGAUGCGAGAUAUCAUCGACAACGAAUUGUGAAGGAGUCCGACAAAAAAUUUACUAUAGGCUGCAUAUAUAUGGGGGGGGCCAUGGUCUUGUUUGUGAUGUAUUUGAGAUUUGCUAUGUGGUAGUCUACUAAUUGAAUUACCGUCUUCGAGUGAACAAUUUUGUAGCCAUAUGAUAAACAUAGAUGUAAUGGUAGACAGAUUUAUAUAUGAGGAUGUGUAUCUCGUAGAUGUGAACAAUAAUGGUUGAUAAGUAAAGCAGUAUUAUUGAAUUAUGAU
Molecule: messenger RNA, 866 nt
Organism: Fragaria vesca subsp. vesca
Lineage: Eukaryota; Viridiplantae; Streptophyta; Magnoliopsida; Rosales; Rosaceae
Product: thioredoxin-like protein CITRX, chloroplastic-like
Exons: 4
Coding region: 55-621 (188 amino acids)
Biological process (GO): cell redox homeostasis; plastid organization
Cellular component (GO): thylakoid
Molecular function (GO): protein-disulfide reductase activity
Source: RefSeq, a predicted model, not a curated record